Molecule: messenger RNA, 4289 nt
Organism: Oryzias melastigma (Indian medaka)
Lineage: Eukaryota; Metazoa; Chordata; Actinopteri; Beloniformes; Adrianichthyidae
Product: TLE family member 1, transcriptional corepressor
Exons: 20
Coding region: 709-3060 (783 amino acids)
Biological process (GO): regulation of DNA-templated transcription; negative regulation of canonical Wnt signaling pathway
Cellular component (GO): transcription regulator complex; nucleus
Molecular function (GO): protein binding; transcription corepressor activity
Source: RefSeq, a predicted model, not a curated record
GAGUUUCGGUUAGACGGAAAGCGUGACACCGCGUGAGAAAGUUGCCAUUGAUGGAAGGCAGAGCGAGACAGAGGAGUGUACGUGCUGCUGUGGGAGUUUUUUGUUAUCAAAACUAACGACAUAUUUCCUCAUUUUUGUGAAAUCUAGUUUGGACUCAAGCUUACAUACAAAUUCGACUUGGAUACGUUUUUUUCUGAUUUAUUUACCGACCCAUUGAAGUGGAAACUCUUCAUUGCAAUUAACUUGUAUUUAUGCUAACCUAAAGCUCGGUGUUUAAGGUAGCAUUCUUGUUUAUUUGUUUGGUCGACGGGUUCUUGUCAAACAAAUACGGGCGCGACUGAGGUUUCAGUCUCGCCUUCUCACCUGCUUCUCGUCGUCCUUCAACUUCAAGCUGGCUCCGGCUAAUGAGCCGUGUUUUUCCGGUUGAUUUACGGACACCGCCGCCGCCGCCACUGCUACUGAAGCGGACGAGGGACAACGACCUGGGACCAGAGCCAGGAGCAGGGAUUCACGUUAAACGGCCCAUGAACGUAGACCGAGCAGCAGCAGAGGAGAGAUUCGGUUUCUGCUCGAAAUUAAGGACAACCGAAAGGCGGAUGGAUUAGUUUCCGCAACCAGGAUCUCCAUACAUCCUUGUUGUGCUUCAUUUGAUCCCUCGUUAGCGGGGUUUCAGGACAAGACACGUUCGCAGUCUCCCCGGAGAUAACAAUGUUUCCCCAGGGAAGACACCCGACACCCCAUCAGGCCCCGGGCCAGCCCUUCAAGUUCACCAUCCCUGAGUCACUUGACCGCAUCAAGGAGGAGUUCCAGUUUCUUCAGGCACAGUACCACAGUCUCAAAUUGGAGUGUGAGAAGCUGGCGAGUGAAAAAACUGAAAUGCAGAGACACUAUGUCAUGUACUACGAGAUGUCGUACGGCCUCAACAUUGAAAUGCACAAACAGACGGAGAUUGCCAAGAGACUAAACACCAUCUGUGCUCAAGUCAUUCCCUUCCUCUCACAGGAGCAUCAGCAGCAGGUCGUUCAAGCUGUGGAGCGAGCCAAACAGGUGACUAUGGCAGAGCUUAAUGCUGUCAUCGGGGUACGUGGACUGCCAGGUCUUCCACCCACACAACAACAUCUAUCCCAUAACCACGGGGGUGCUCCUGUUCCACUAACCCCUCACCCUGCUGGCCUCCAUCCCUCCCAGCUGGGUGGAUCAGCCGGUCUCCUUGCUCUCUCAGGAGCACUUGGUGCUAUUCCUCCCCAUCUGGUGGGAAAAGAUGGAGAUAAAAAGCCUCAUCUGUCUGGACCGGACUCACAUCCUUCAGGGCCCGAACACCUUAGAGAGCGAGAGCCCGGCACAAGUAACUCACUGCUGCCGGAAAGUCUUAGGAACUCAGAUAAGCGCCGCAAUGGUCCAGACUAUCAAAACGACAACAAGAAACGGAAGGUGGAUGACAAGGACUCCAGUCACUAUGAUAGUGAUGGAGAGAAAAGUGACGACAAUUUGGUGGUGGACGUCUCGAACGAGGACCCAGCUUCCCCCCGUGGCACACCUCUUCCCUCUCCAAGAGAGAAUGGGCUGGACAAAGCACGGCUCCUCAAAAAAGACCCUUCCAGUCCAGCCUCCACAGCUUCAUCAGCCAGCUCCUCUUCCCUAAAGUCCAAAGAGAUGGCAAUGCGAGAUAAGGCGGGAACACCAGGACUAAAAUCGAGCACACCCACUCCCAGGGGUGACUCCACACCUGGACCAAGCUCCACACCUGGAAUCCGACCGAGUCUCUCAAAACCUUCAUCGAUGGAUAUACCUCAUCCUCCUACUGCAGGUUUGCGAACUCCCCUGGCUGUCCCAGGCCCGUAUCCUGGUGCCUUUGGUAUGCUGCCCCAUGCCGCAGGCAUGAACGGGGAGCUAGCUGGUGCAGCCGGUGCUGCAGCGUAUGCUGCUGGGCUGCACAACAUGUCACCUCAGAUGAGUGCUGCGGCUGCAGCCGCCGUGGCUGCAUACGGUCGCUCUCCAAUGGUCGGUUUUGACCCUCAUCCUCACAUGCGGGUUCCUGGAAUGCCUCCUAGUCUCACAGGGAUCCCAGGUGGCAAACCGGCUUAUUCCUUUCAUGUGGCGGCCGAUGGUCAAAUGCAGCCCGUCCCGUUCCCCCCAGAUGCUCUGGUGGGACCAGGAAUCCCUCGCCAUGCCCGUCAGAUCAACACACUAAACCACGGAGAGGUUGUGUGCGCUGUGACCAUCAGCAAUCCGACUCGCCACGUUUACACAGGAGGAAAAGGUUGCGUUAAAGUUUGGGACAUCAGUCACCCAGGAAACAAGAGCCCCGUGUCCCAGCUUGAUUGUCUGAACUGGGAUAACUACAUCCGCUCCUGUCGUCUCCUCCCUGAUGGACGAACGCUUAUUGUAGGCGGUGAGGCCAGCACGUUGUCAAUCUGGGAUUUGGCCACGCCCACUCCCAGAAUUAAAGCAGAGUUGACGUCAUCGGCACCAGCCUGCUACGCUUUGGCCAUCAGUCCAGACUCAAAGGUCUGCUUCUCGUGCUGCAGCGAUGGAAACAUCGCAGUCUGGGAUCUACACAACCAGACCCUUGUCAGGCAAUUCCAGGGCCACACAGAUGGUGCCAGCUGUAUUGACAUCUCCAACGACGGCACCAAGUUGUGGACAGGAGGCCUGGACAACACUGUCCGCUCCUGGGACCUGCGGGAAGGACGGCAGCUGCAGCAGCACGACUUUACCUCACAGAUCUUUUCUCUUGGCUACUGUCCGACUGGAGAAUGGCUUGCUGUUGGGAUGGAGAGCAGCAAUGUGGAGGUCCUUCAUGUCACCAAGCCCGAUAAAUAUCAGCUUCACCUACAUGAGAGCUGCGUUCUUUCUCUACAGUUUGCAUACUGUGGCAAAUGGUUUGUAAGCACAGGAAAAGACAACUUAUUGAACGCGUGGAGAACACCCUACGGAGCCAGCAUAUUCCAGUCUAAAGAAUCCUCUUCUGUGUUGAGCUGUGACAUAUCUGUGGAUGACAAAUACAUCGUCACCGGCUCAGGAGACAAGAAGGCCACUGUUUAUGAAGUCAUCUACUGAAAACCUGGGAAAAAUUCAGCAAUACUUUCCAUUUGCUGCAAAUGUUCCCAUGUAACUCAUGGAGCGAGAAAUCACAAGAAGAAAGGAACUUUCCCAGGACCUUUAUUUAUUGUUUUCUGCUGCAGAGACACUGAAAAGGAGGCGAAAUGUAACCUGCAGAUAUUUAUUGUGCCUGUGAAGGUGGCUCCACAUCUGAGGGGAAUUAUUGGAGCGGUUGGUUGUGGGAAAAAGAAAAAAUAUGAAUUCUGGAUCUUCUGCUUCUCAACCAUCUGGAAGUUUAGUGACCAAAGGUGACUGAAUGCAGAUCUUUGGAUCAAUUCAAGACUUUAGUGGCCAACCUGUAAACAUGAGCAAGAUUUUAUAUGAAAUGACCAUGAAGAGAGAGAAGCUGUUUUAUGAAAACUGAGUGCAGAAUACAUUCACUUCAAGAAAUAGUCAAAGCAUGGACUCAAACCACAACUUUUGCUUGGUGUUCUGACAAACUUCUGUCUUAACAGGAUUUUCUUUACUGACUUCUCUAUAGAGAUGACAGGCCUGAAACUUCCCAAAUGUGAUGGUGGAUGCACUGAAAGCUGAUUGCUUGUCUAACUGUAUUCUUUUGUAAGUUGAGAUGCUCGAUUUUCUUUAGUUCCAACUUCAGACAUGGAAAAGUAUUUUGAAGUACAAUAAUUUUGAAGGUUUAUAAUAGUUUCCAUACACACAAGGAUCAAAAUAGUAUUUUAAAUAUUUAGUUACAGUUUAGAAAAAACGUGCUUUUCUUUUAAUCAUGAGUUUUUCAGAGUACAUCUGUGAUUUCAGGCUUUGAUGGAUGUUCAGGGGUUAAUGGCAGCUUUACAUACUGUGAUUUACUUUUUAUUUUUCAUGGCACACCCCUUACACCAAAUCAAAAGGUCUUAACCUCAUCAUCUCAAUGUCACGCAAUGUCUUAUUGUGUCAAUGAAUAUUUCCACUUCCUAAACUGGACCCAAAUACAAAUCUUUAGCAGUUCAUUAGUGCUCGGCCAUUGGAAGAUGAACUUAAAAAUGUCCUUUAGCAGAGACAUAAACUCCUUAAAGCAGAUGACUGUCACGUUAAAGAAUAUUCCAAGAUGAAAUUCUUUUUAAAGUAUUUUAAAGUUGUGCAGGUAAUGUUCUGUCAUGUUUUUCUGUCUGUAUAUAAAAUUGUACAUUUUGUUUUCUUACAAGACAUGAUUUAGAAAUAAACUGUUUUUGUAUGUCUUUUACAUGUAA